AUGGCUGCUCCUCAAGGUCGGGUGAAACACACCGCUAUUGUCCGAUUGUGUCUCCACGCCUCUCAUGCUCUGGGGUUUCAAAAGACCUACAACCUCCCCUUGUUCAUCAUUUUUGCUGGCGCCAUGGUCGGCUUUGUGCUAGCCAGGUUCCAGUAUCUCGAUAUCGCUAACAAUUUCUCAAAGAACUCUGCUCCAGGAGAGUGGUACUGGCAUCGACAAGGACAUUAUCGUAUCGGUAUCACCCUCCACCUUGCCACAUGCCUCCCCGCAGGGUUCCUCAUGGUGUGGCAGUUCGUGCCAGUUAUCCGUCACAAAUUCCUGCUCUUCCACCGUAUUAACGGCUACAUUGUCAUCAUCCUUUUACUGCUUUCUAAUGUGGGCGGCCUGAUGAUCGUUCGGCGCACAUUCGGUGGUAGUGUGGCCACUCAAUCUGCAACUGGAACAUUAGCUAUAUUGGUGUCCUGUGGAUUGGCAAUGGCUUGGUGGAACAUCAAAUGCCUCCAGAUUGACCAGCAUCGCAAGUGGAUGCUGAGGACAAUGUUCUAUUGUGGAGCCAUUGUCACCACGAGGUUCAUCCUGGCACUCAGCGCACUGAGUUUGACAGCUAUCGGGAGUUAUUUUGCCGUCAAGAGUUGCGAUGAACUCCGCUUCAUGAUUAGCGAGAAAAAGAUUGCGGAGAGAUAUCCCACCUGCUUGGUUCCUUUCAACCAGUCAUCUAUCGGGGCCGCCGGCUACGCGGUCGUAAAAGCAGAUUACAACGCAGGAAAAGAAUCUAUUGCAGCUGCACUGAACUUGAGCUUCGGCACUGCUGUUUGGCUCGCAAUAUUUCUGCACCUUGUCGGGAUUGAGAUUUACAUUCAUCUUACUCCAGCGGAGAGCAGCCGGCUUCGGCAAAUCAGCUAUGAAAAACAAAUCGAAGCUGGAAUGAGUAACCCAGGGAGUGCUGGAUUGACUGCUGAUCGGUUUGGCGACGCUCCAAAAUACCGGACGUAG
Messenger RNA from Eremomyces bilateralis CBS 781.70, 993 nucleotides. RefSeq lists its product as uncharacterized. The transcript is spliced from 3 exons. Bases 1 to 993 code for a protein of 330 amino acids. The record is from RefSeq and is a predicted model, not a curated record. NCBI's taxonomy places the organism in Eukaryota, Fungi, Ascomycota, Dothideomycetes, Eremomycetales, Eremomycetaceae.